This is a messenger RNA of Prorocentrum cordatum, 151 nucleotides long. The record is from the annotation of a GenBank genome assembly. NCBI's taxonomy places the organism in Eukaryota, Dinophyceae, Prorocentrales, Prorocentraceae.
GUCAAAGUGCGCGUCAUCAAGCUCACAAAGGACAGACUGGAGCUUUCCAUUCGGCAAGCUGGUCGAAAAAAAGCCUCAAGUUUCCUCGUCGGGCAAGACGUCAACGGGACCGUCAUUCGCGUUCAAGAAGAUGGCGUGUGGGUGGACAUAG